AUGCCCCCUCCUUUCGCCGUUGAAAACUGGAAAGCAGAGGCAGCCAAAGCGCGCAUGAAGGUCGAGCAGUCGAUCCCUUCGGCAUGGCGUCUCCCCGCGAGCCUAGCUGCGCUCGCUGUACGAGGUACUCUGAAGCCUGAGGACCCUCGUGUCAUCAGCUGUGGCAUCCUCGAACCCAGAGACAUUGAAUUAACAUCCAUCUCCGACGUGUCCAUUCUCUUGCAGGCCUUGAGUAACAGGAGAUGCACAGCCGUCGAGGUUGCGACAGCCUUUUGCAAACGAGCUGCCAUUGCCCAUCAAUGCACCUCCUGUUUGACGUGCUUCUUUCCAGAAGAAGCGUUGAAGCGUGCAGGCGAGCUAGACGACUAUCUCGCCACAGAGGGAAAAGUGGUGGGUGCUUUGCACGGCUUGCCGGUGUCCUUGAAGGAUAGUUUCAACAUGGCCGGCAAAGUCUCGUCCAUUGGCUUGGUUUCCUGGUUACCAAAUAUUGCGUCUGAGAACUCGGAGUGUUCCGAUGCCAUACUCGCUGCGGGGGGUGUACUGUUUGUCAAAACAGGCACUUCUCAGGCGUGCCUCAUGGUGGAGAGCAUCAACAAUAUCUUCGGCUCUAUACGCAACCCGUACAAUCCCGACUUGAGCGUUGGUGGUUCAUCUGGAGGCGAAGGAGCCCUAUUGGCAUCCAAGGGUAGCAUACUGGGGUUGGGUACUGACGGUGGCGGGAGUCUGCGCUUUCCAGCAAUGUUUUGUGGGCUUUGGGCGUUGAAGUGCUCGAAAGGGAGAGUGCCAGCCAAGGGACUUGCGAGUACAUACGACGGCAACGAGUCUACAAACGCCGGUCUUGGGCCAUUAAGCCGGUCUGUAUCGGGACUAGAGGUUGGCAUUCGAGCUCUGCUUGCUACCAGGCCAUGGGAGCGGGAUCCUGGCUGCAUUCCCAUGGCUUGGAAGUCCCAAGAAGCGAUCCGAGCGACCGGAAAGCUCCGAAUAGCAGUGCUCCGCGAUGAUGGGGUUGUUGAGCCAGUAGCAUCUGUGGUGAGAGCUAUACAAAUGGUGAUCAAAGCCCUGGAGAGGGUAGGCCACGAGGUGGUAGAUUUACCCGCCGAAAGGAUGAAAACGCUUCAUCGACGUGGUACCUCAUGUGUCAUGAAAUCCAACGUGCAGAAUGGUGGACGAUCAAUCACGAAACACAUUCAAGCAUCUGGAGAGCCGGUCGUGCCAAGAACAGCAGUAGGAUCAAAGGAUUCGUUGCUUACUUCGGAAGAGAUAUUUGCCAACCAUGUUGAGAGGAGCAAGAUAAGCCGAGAGUACUCUGAUGUGUGGCUGUCAUACAGGAUGGACGCCAUAUUGAGCCCAGCAGUAGCUCAUCCGGCCUGUCCACAUGGCGAGUACAUCAGCAACGCUUAUGCCGGCAUAUAUAACAUGCUGGACUAUGUCACAGGAAGCAUACCAGUGACGACAGUCCGAGACGACGAUGCGCCGAAUCAGGCUUGGCUAGAGCGGGAUCCAUACCCACAGAUCGAAGCUGUACGAUUCCCUUAUGACAAAGGAGAUAAGGAGAUGAAAGACCUGUAUACGUCGCCGGCAGUGUUUCGAGACGCGCCCGUUGGGGUACAGAUUGUAUGCCAGCGACUCCGCGAAGAGAAGUGUGUCGGAAUCAUGAAGGAGAUAGAAGUUCUACUGGCCGAGCCAUCCAUAGCGCAUGACAAUGAGCACUUGUAG
Messenger RNA from Cyphellophora europaea CBS 101466, 1716 nucleotides. RefSeq lists its product as uncharacterized. The coding region runs from base 1 to 1716 and encodes 571 amino acids. The record is from RefSeq and is a predicted model, not a curated record. Lineage: Eukaryota; Fungi; Ascomycota; Eurotiomycetes; Chaetothyriales; Cyphellophoraceae. The transcript is spliced from 3 exons.